Messenger RNA from Botrytis deweyae, 869 nucleotides. RefSeq lists its product as uncharacterized. The record is from RefSeq and is a predicted model, not a curated record. Lineage: Eukaryota; Fungi; Ascomycota; Leotiomycetes; Helotiales; Sclerotiniaceae. The transcript is spliced from 2 exons. The coding region runs from base 216 to 869 and encodes 217 amino acids.
CCAUGACGAGGAUAUUUUAUUAGACUCUUGAUUCGAAGAUUUCAAGGAUCCUCCACCCGAUGGGCGCCAAUAACUUUGUUAAGGCUACGAUCUGAUCACAGAUAUAUUUGUACUUGGGUAUCGCUUUCCAGUCUUGAGUAGAUAAAGAUGUUCAAAAUCAGCCGUCCUUGAACAAAAAGCUAUAAGGAAUUUAAAUCAGAACAAUUACUGAUAAUAUGGCUAUGAAUGACAUCGAAAUUGAAAGUUCCUACCGACUAUUCAAAUGUCGUUCUGGAGUAUGUCGAGCGUCAACAAUAAGACCAAUAGACGAACAAUCACUCACGGAAUACCUUUCUGCAUAUUAUCCAGCCCGCGACUUGGGAGCAAUCUUCGAACCAUUGAUUGCAAUGAUAUCUGCAACAGUGACUACAAGAUAUACUCUUUAUCAUGAGAAAGAACGAAUCACGGCUAACAUUCAACCGCAGAUGAACUCAAAUACUAAACCUAUGGGCUACACCUUCAAUUCGGGAAGUCUUGGUGUAAUGUUGGAUCCGUAUGCAUUAUCCUUACUCGCAUCGUGUAUCUUUCUGGGUUGUUCGAUUUCUUCGUUCACGCAUCGACGCCAGGGGCAAGAUAGAUGCCAGUCGCUUAUUCUUGUAUUCGCCAUUUUAACGGCCACCACAAUAGGUUUUGGAUUGGGAAUAAAUUCAAAUCUCAUAAUGCUAGGGUUUGUUCCUUGGGCACUGAUACUCGCAAUGAUUCUCAGUGUCUUCGUUCAUUGGACUGUCAGACGUCAUCGUAGAUCUCGAAACUGUCCUGGAGUGUUCUUCCUUGAAAGAAUUGGAAAAAGCGUAAUGACUUCAAGGCUUGGAGAGACCCAGGGCUGCUAA